AUGUCUAAUCUGUCUCUGGAUCGCUCAAGACAGGCAUCGUUCAUCGAGGCUCCCUCCGGGACCAAAUGGAUACCCUUUAGAAAUAUAUUCGAUAUGCCGAAAGCCCACGCCUGGGAGACCUUUGCGAAAUGGGGAGAACGGUGGGGUGGCAUCAUGAGCAUCAAGCUAUUCGGUCAGACUUGGGUGAUCAUAAACGAUCCAAACAUUGCGGUCGACAUCCUCGACAAGCGGGGAAAUACUUACGCGGAUCGACCGGAGCUACCAAUGUCUGAGCUGUCUGGGUGGGGCCGAGCGCUCAGUAACUCACGUUAUGGGCCUAGGUUCAGAGAAUAUCGCAAGCUGAUUGGACGAGUAAUUGGCACUCGCGGCAGUAUGAAGAAAUUCUACCCCGCCGAGGAAUAUCAAGCCGCAAUGUUUCUGAAGCGGGUCUUGAGUAAUCCUUCCCGAGUCGAUGAAGCUACGCGGAAGACCGCGGGAGCUAUGAUACUCUACAUAACGUACGGGUACAAGAUCCAGGAGGACGGCCAAGAUCCCUUCGUUUACAUGGCUGACAAGACUAUGGAAGAGUUCAGCGACUGCACAACAGCGGGAAAAUACCUCGUCGAUCUACUCCCUCUACUGAAGUACGUACCUCCAUGGAUACCCGGUGCCGGCUUCCAGAGGCUAGCUGCGAAAUAUCGGCGAUCCUGCGAGAAUAUGGCUGAAGUACCGCUGAAAUUUGUGGAAGAGCAAAUGGCCAAGGGGACGGCUUCCCCGUCGUACACGGCGGAUCUGCUUAAGGAUCCACAUAUUUCAGAGGAGCGGAUGCAAGAUAUAAAGUGGUCUGCGCUCUCGUUUUAUGGUGCUGGAGCAGAUACCACUGUGUCCGUCGUCCAGAGUUACUUCCUGGCAAUGUGCUUGUUUCCGGAAGUGCAGAAGAAAGUGCAGUGUGAAGUCGACUCUGUCGUCGGUCGGGCGCGGUUGCCAAAUUACGAUGAUCGAGAGGCGUUGCCAUACGUCGAGGCAGUAUGCAAAGAAUUGUUCCGUUGGUUGCCUAUCGUUCCUCUAGCCGUCCCUCACCGAGCCAUGGCUGAUGAUGUAUACGACGGCUACCUCAUACCGAAAGGAUCGUGGGUUGUAGCGAAUGUCUGGAAAUUCUUGCAUGACCCUGAUGUUUACCAUAAUCCGUUCGAAUUCAACCCCGACAGGUUUAUGGGUGCACUAGCGGAACGUGAUCCGAAGGAUUUCGUUUUCGGCUUCGGUAGACGAGUCUGUCCGGGUUCCCACCUUGCUGACGACUCCGUCUGGAUCAACAUCGCCAGGACUGCAGCAGCGCUGGAAGUGAAUCUGGCACUGGACGAAAGCGGCAGACCUGUCAUACCGGUCCCUGCGACGACGGACGGUAUCAUCGUGCGACCGCUGCCUUUCAAGUGCGAUAUAAGGCCUAGGCACGAGCGCAUUCUGGACUUGGUCAAGGAGGCUACUGAAUUCGAAGACUCGAACUGA
Messenger RNA from Gloeophyllum trabeum ATCC 11539, 1485 nucleotides. RefSeq names its product cytochrome P450. Gene Ontology annotation, molecular function: monooxygenase activity; oxidoreductase activity, acting on paired donors, with incorporation or reduction of molecular oxygen; iron ion binding. The record is from RefSeq and is a predicted model, not a curated record. The transcript is spliced from 14 exons. NCBI's taxonomy places the organism in Eukaryota, Fungi, Basidiomycota, Agaricomycetes, Gloeophyllales, Gloeophyllaceae. Bases 1 to 1485 code for a protein of 494 amino acids.